UGUUCACACCCAAAAUCCGCACAGAUUGUUUUUGUUUAACGAAACCAACUAACAACUACCAGCAGCAUGCCCACCUUUGAGGAGAUCGUCGAGAAGGCCAAGAACUUCAAGAACCUGCCCACCAAGGAGGAGUUCCUCGAGUUCUACGGCUACUACAAGCAGGCCACCGUCGGCGACUGCAACAUCGAGGAGCCGGAGGAUGAGGAGAAGAAGGCCCGCUACAACGCCUGGAAGAGCAAGGCUGGUCUGACCAUCGACGAUGCCAAGGCCUACUACAUCGAGGUCUACAAGAAGUACGCUGCCCAGUACGAAUAAGCACCAUCCUAGUCUUAGAACCUCUUCUUUUCUUUCCUUUCCUUUCAUUUCAAACGAUGCAUGUGAAUGGUUGUUGUAACUCUGUAUUUAUUGUAAUUUUAUAAUAAACCAAACAAACACGUAUGCAUUUAAACCGAA
Molecule: messenger RNA, 453 nt
Organism: Drosophila santomea
Lineage: Eukaryota; Metazoa; Arthropoda; Insecta; Diptera; Drosophilidae
Gene: Acbp6
Product: acyl-CoA-binding protein
Exons: 2
Coding region: 67-315 (82 amino acids)
Biological process (GO): fatty acid metabolic process
Molecular function (GO): long-chain fatty acyl-CoA binding
Source: RefSeq, a predicted model, not a curated record